AUUCCUCCGACAGAGAAGAACCAAUCAAAACGCGAGACUGUUAAGCGGUUCCAUCCCCAAAACCGGGGCUGCGUCAUACCUCCGCGUCUUUUCAAAGAGAAGAACAACAACAAUAAACGCCAGAAAUUUAAAAGAAAAAAAAAGAUUGAGCUCCGCAGAGUUGUUUUUAAUUUAUUUAACAUUUUGUUGCGCACCAGUUGACAAGGCGUGGACGAUUAAUAAAAAACAAAAAGAAAAACAGCUACUAAACAGAAUCCGGUCUGCUGCCAUGGACAGUGUGAAGAUGGAAUCUGUCCAGAUUAAAGAGGAGUUCCCUGAACUUGAACUGGUCCCCAUUAGAGUGGAGUUCUCUGGGCUGGCUUCCCUCCCCAUUAAACAGGAGCUCUGUGAGAUGCAAUGUGAGAGCAGUCAGCCAGAGGUCUCUGACAUUAAAGCUGAGCACAAUGAAUUGGAGAUCCCCCAGACAGAAGAACCCCUUCCUGUUAAACAAGAAGAGGUGCUGGAAACUGUCCGUAUUAAACAGGAGCCCCCUGAAGUAGAGUUUGAGCACAUGGAACCAGGGAAGGAAGAAUCCAAGGACUUCAAACCAAACACCCCUGAGCUGGAGCCUGUACGCCUGCGGGAGUGUAGCGUGGUGCUAGAGAGAAUCUGCGUGAGAGAGCAAGGCGCUGGAGAGGAAGGCUCUCCCAACAGCACGCAAGGAGGUGGAAAGGAAGACGGGCGCUCCCAUUCAGAAUGCAGUCUAGCAGGUUCCAGUCCAGCAGCUAAAGCGAGGGCAGGCGGUGGAGAAUAUCCUGACUGUGGAAAAGGUUUCACCCAGUUAGGACGUUUAAAAAUACACCAGCUAAUUCACACAGGAGAGAAACCGUAUCGCUGCUCUCACUGUGGGAAGAGUUUCAGCGAAAGUGGAACCCUGAGAAAUCACGAGCGAAUUCACACAGGAGAGAAACCGUAUUGCUGCUCUCACUGUGGGAAGAGUUUCAAUCGCUUAGGAAACCUGAAAACACACCAGCAAAUUCACACAGGAGAGAAAACAUAUCGCUGCUCUGACUGUGGGAAAAGUUUCAGGGAAAGUGGAACCCUGAGAAAUCACGAGCGAAUUCACACAGGAGAGAAACCGUAUUGCUGCUCUGACUGUGGUAAGAGUUUCAGUCAAUCAGGGCCCCUGAAAGCACACCAGCAAAUUCACACAGGAGAGAAACUGUAUUGCUGCUCUGACUGUGGGAAGAGUUUCAGAAAUUCAGGAAAACUGAAAACACACCAGAGAAUUCAUACAGGAGAGAAACCGUAUUGCUGCUCUGACUGUGGGAAGAGUUUCAGAGUUUCAGAAAAACUGAAAACACACCAGCGAAUUCACACAGGAGAGAAACCAUAUUGCUGCUCUGACUGUGGGAAGAAUUUUAGUCUGUUAGGACACCUGAAAUCACACCAGCAAAUUCACACAGGAGAGAAACCGUAUAGCUGCUCUGACUGUGGGAAGAGUUUCAGAAAUUCAGGAACACUGAAAAUACACCAGCGAAUUCAUACAGGAGAGAAACCGUAUUGCUGCUCUGACUGUGGGAAGAGUUUCAGUCAGUUAAGUAACAUGAAAACACACCAGUUAACUCACACAGAAGAGAAACCAUAUUGCUGCUCUGAUUGUGGGAAGAGUUUCAGAGAAAGAGGAACCCUGACAAAACAUGAGCGAAUUCACACAGGAGAGAAACCGUAUUGCUGCUCUGACUGUGGGAAGAGUUUCAGAAAUUCAGGAAAACUGAAAACACACCAGCGAAUUCACACAGGAGAGAAACCGUAUAGCUGCUCUGACUGUGGGAAAAGAUUCAGUCUGUUAGGAAACCUGAAAACACACCAUAAAAUUCACACAGGAGAGAAACCAUAUCGCUGCUCUGACUGUGGGAAGAGUUUCAGAGUUUCAGGAAAACUGAAAACACACCAGCGAAUUCAUACAGGAGAGAAACCAUAUUUCUGCUCUGACUGUGGGAAGAGUUUCAGGCAUGCAGACUCCCUGAAUAAACACCAGCGAAUUCAUACAAGAGAGAAACCGUAUCGCUGCUCUGACUGUGGGAAGUGUUUUAGUCAGUUAAGUAACCUCAAAACACACCAGCAAACUCACACAGGAGAGAAAUUGUAUCAGUGCUCUGACUGUGGGAAGAGUUUCAACAAGUUAGGACAUCUUCAAACACACCAGUGAAUUCACACCGGAGACAAACCCUAAGGACCAUGUUCAUUCAGAAAGAAACAUUACCUUACAUCAGCGCUCCAGAUAAGGUUUGGGGUCUAGGAGUAACUUACCCUCUAAUUUUAACACUGAGAGUAAAAUGUAUUUUCAGUGGGUAAAAUGCAACAUUACCAUGAAGUCCUGAGUAAUCUCGAUAAAUACUGUACAAUCUUUGAUGGUAAUGGGCAGGCAUUAAAAAAAAUCCUUCCAUUUUAACUGCAAUGUUUCUUUGAACUACGGCACAACCACAGUUCUCCAAGGUUCUUUAUCGGCUCAGCGCAUUUUUUUUUCGAUGUAUCACACUGACUCUACAAAUCAAUUACGUUAUAUUUUAACAUUAACCUCUUUUGCGAUACGGACGUACUUGGCACGUCAUGAUUAAAAACAUUAUUAAAAAUGUUUAAAAAAAAUCUA
Messenger RNA from Acipenser ruthenus (sterlet), 2632 nucleotides. RefSeq names its product gastrula zinc finger protein XlCGF57.1-like. Lineage: Eukaryota; Metazoa; Chordata; Actinopteri; Acipenseriformes; Acipenseridae. The record is from RefSeq and is a predicted model, not a curated record.